AUCAAAUCAGCUCUAUUACCUCUCUCACAACUUUACAUUCAAACUUAUUAAAAUGAUGUUCCGUGCUACCAUAGUCUUCUCCGUUGUCUGCGCUAUGACUGCUGCCUUCGUUUCUGCUGCUCCUUUCUUCGAACACCAUGAAGAACACCGCCACAAUGAUCACCGCAAUGACCACCACAAUGAUCACCACAAGAAGCCCCAUGGCGUGAACACUGGCGGUGAUGCUGGUCUUAUCAACAUUAACCCUGGCAAGCACUUGCUCAUUGACGAUAUCAAGGUUGACCAUUCCCUCAACCACGUUAUCGAUCUCGAUAUCAUCAAACUUGAAGAAGUUCUUAAGAACGUUGACAUUCUCAGUGGUAACGGUGCUCACCAUGAGGACGGCCGCCACGAUGAUAUCCAUCACGAAGACGUCCACCGCGUUGACUACUAUGAAGAAGAUGAUCACAACGACGACCACCACGAUGAUGAAGACUGUUAAUCAAUUUCCCCCUUCAUACCUUUUUUUGUUGUUGUAUUGACAUAGAUUGUCAUUUUACAUCGUAUAAAACAUCUCUACCAUAUAGACACAUUCUUUUGAAAAAAAAAAGCAUUUACUACAAGUAUCAUAUUCAGUAACAUUUUUGAAAAUCUAUUACUUUGCAUUACAAUAAAAACUCAACUUCAUACCAUAAGUCAUG
Mycotypha africana is the source of this 680-nucleotide messenger RNA. RefSeq lists its product as uncharacterized. The record is from RefSeq and is a predicted model, not a curated record. NCBI's taxonomy places the organism in Eukaryota, Fungi, Mucoromycota, Mucoromycetes, Mucorales, Mycotyphaceae. The transcript has a single exon. Bases 53 to 481 code for a protein of 142 amino acids.